CGGAUGCGCCGCGUUGUGGCGUUCUGCAUGUCAGAAAUCCAUGCGAGUCAGACGGCCUCGACUGAAAUUCCCACCUACAUCCACGCUCGACACCACCAAUGCCCCCCUCAUGCUCAUAAGCCCAAGACCUUCUUGGGCCCCCGUCGUCUUCAAGAACCUGCGCCUGUUGUCCACCUCUGCCACAAUGGCUCGCGACUACAAUGCCGCCGUGUCAGCGCUCAACACGCUGCAGUCCAACUUCUCCAUCGUCGAUGCCAUCCGCAAGUCCGGCCGUGGCAUGAACCAAAAUGCCAUCCCCGAGAUGAUCGAGUGGAGCCGCAAGGCUGGCUAUGAGGUAUACGGCUCUCCGUCCGCUCCGGUGCUAUGGACGUUGACUGGACAUGCGAGAUAGCCCGCGCAGUUUGACGCGCUGAAGCCUAUCCAUAUCGCUGGC
This is a messenger RNA of Aplosporella prunicola CBS 121167, 433 nucleotides long. RefSeq lists its product as uncharacterized. The record is from RefSeq and is a predicted model, not a curated record. Lineage: Eukaryota; Fungi; Ascomycota; Dothideomycetes; Botryosphaeriales; Aplosporellaceae. The coding region runs from base 110 to 391 and encodes 93 amino acids. The transcript is spliced from 2 exons.